AUGUCAACCUUCGAAAUGGACCUGGAUCCAUCAAAAGCCCACCGGAGCCCCAACCUCCUCGACACCGCGCUCCAAAAGCGCUACACAACAAUAUCCAUCCCCUCAACCUACGGCCGCCUCCACGACAGCCCCGCCGCGGGAACAGUCGUCGGGAUUGUCCUCGGCAGCGUAGCAGGCUUCGUCCUGCUAAUGUACGUACUGUUCCUAGCAGUGAAUCCAGGAGGAGUCGCACGAGGCGCGCCAACAGCAUCCAGCGUGAGCAUGUCAAUGGAUGAAGAGGAAUCUGUGCGCAGUCGGCGUCGCGCAUCUAGAAGACGGAGCGAGGUCGAGGUUAUUGAAGAGGCCGAAUUCCGUGAUAGUUAUCGUCGGAGACCUGCUAGUCGACAUGAUCGCAUUGUCGUUGAGGAGUCGCUUGCUACUUCUGCUACUGGGGAUGAGGAUCUUGUUGAAGUUAUUGAGGAGGAGAGCUCUUCUGCUCCUUCGGAUAUGUCGCCUCGUCCGCCGAGAAGGUCUAGGCGGGGUGGGGUUAGACAUGUUGAUCCGUUGGCUUAUGGGGGUGAGAGUGAAUAUGGGAGUCGGAGGUAA
Penicillium brevicompactum is the source of this 585-nucleotide messenger RNA. RefSeq lists its product as uncharacterized. The transcript has a single exon. Bases 1 to 585 code for a protein of 194 amino acids. NCBI's taxonomy places the organism in Eukaryota, Fungi, Ascomycota, Eurotiomycetes, Eurotiales, Aspergillaceae. The record is from RefSeq and is a predicted model, not a curated record.